Molecule: messenger RNA, 5560 nt
Organism: Gambusia affinis (western mosquitofish)
Lineage: Eukaryota; Metazoa; Chordata; Actinopteri; Cyprinodontiformes; Poeciliidae
Gene: npy8br
Product: neuropeptide Y receptor Y8b
Exons: 3
Coding region: 444-1547 (367 amino acids)
Biological process (GO): G protein-coupled receptor signaling pathway
Cellular component (GO): neuron projection; plasma membrane
Molecular function (GO): neuropeptide binding; neuropeptide Y receptor activity
Source: RefSeq, a predicted model, not a curated record
GGGCGCUUUAAGAGAAACCUCAGCUCCUGUCCGGGAUCCUGGCAGGACGUACAACCACCUUCUGCUCCACCGACACAACUCACCUGGAGCACGGCAGAGUCCCACAGGACAAGACGACUGCGCUCGCUAAAAGUGCAAGUGGCUCCCAUUCAGUGACCAUUCAUCAGGUCCCCUAAGUGUUGCGUCUCCUCCCCGACUCAGGAGUGUCUCCUACCUGCCCCCGGAGCUUUAAAAGGUCCGCCUCGGAGCGAGCAGACGCCACACUGUUGCAGACGAACCGCGGAUCCAGGACAGCGGGCCAUGAAAAAGAAGACAAACAUGAACCUGGAACUACGGACCACAAAACACUGAAAUGUGACAAUAAAAUUCAUGACGUCAAAACAGCAGGUGUGACAAAGUGAAUUCAUCUAGUCUUCUUUUUUUGACGGGAACCAAGAAACAUCAUGGAGCUGCAGCACAACAGCAAUCACAACCAGGCCUCGUGGAGAGAGAUACCAUGGGAGUCCACAGAGGACUGCUCACUCUCAGUGAGCGGGACAACUUUCCUCAUCAUCGCUUACAGCAUAGUGAUGGCCGUGGGCCUCAUCGGGAACUCCUGCUUGGUUUUUGUCAUCAUGCGGCACAAGGAGAUGCAAAACGUUACCAACAUCUUCAUUGUCAACCUGUCUUGUUCUGAUAUUCUUAUGUGCAUUAUAUGCCUCCCAGUCACCAUCAUUUACACACUGAUGGACCAGUGGAUCCUCGGCGACACAAUGUGCAAGCUCACGCCCUUUAUCCAGUGCAUUUCAGUUACUGUUUCCAUCUUCUCCCUCGUCCUCAUUGCCUUGGAGCGCUACCAGCUCAUCGUCCACCCGACUGGAUGGAAACCACUGGUGAGCCAGUCCCACGUGGCAGUGGCCGUCACCUGGAUCGUGGCCUGCCUAAUAUCUGUGCCUUUCCUAAAGUACAGUGUACUUACCUUGCCUUUCCAGAACCUGAGCCUCCCCAUCCCUGUCAGCGACCACCUCAUUUGCAUGGAACUGUGGCCGUCCAUUCCAAAGCGCCGCGCAUACACCACCUCCCUGCUUGUCUUCCAGUACCUGCUUCCUCUCACCCUCAUCUUGGUCUGCUACCUGCACAUCUACCUGCGUCUGAGAAGGAGGAAGGACAUGGUGGAGCGCGGCAGGAAUGCGACUCAGAAGAAGACCAAGGGCUCCACAAGGAUCAACGCCAUGCUGAUCUCCAUUGUGGUGGCCUUCGCCCUUUCUUGGCUUCCCCUCAACAUCUUCAACACGGUGUUUGACUGGAACCACGAGGCCAUCCCAUCUUGCAGCCAUGACGUCAUCUUUUCUUUCUGCCACCUCACAGCGAUGGUCUCCACUUGCGUCAACCCGAUCAUCUAUGGGUUCCUCAAUAGCAACUUCCAGAAGCAGCUCAAGUCCACUGUAUUGCGCUGUCGAUGUUGGGGGCCGGUGGAUAGGUACGAAAUCGUCCCACUGUCUACUGUUAGCACAGAGGUCACCAAAGGGUCAGUCUUCAGCAAUGGAUCAAUCACUAUCAACUCAUAAAACAUUCCCCAAGGAAAUGAAAGAGAUCUAGUAGAAGAAGACUACCUAUCCAACAGUGUCCCAUCACUUGGACUUUUUUUGGGGGGUUUCCCUUAGUUGAUUUUGAAGAAAGUUCAAUCUUUUGUAAAGUGAAAAUAUAUGAAAAACAAAGUGUUGACAUGUCAUUGGCCUGGCACAGUUGUCUUGAUUUAAAGAGGGUUCCCACUGAAGAGGAAGUAGAUAACAAACGGUUCAAAGGUUGGACCAGUUGAACUAUUGCUGGACAACAAAUGCUGUAAGGACCUACGAGUGAAUAGAUGGCCUUUAAACUCUUGAACAUGUCUUUUCUGUAAUGUUCUAACCUCUAUUCUGAAGUCUGGAGUUUUCAGAGGACUUCCUCCUAUCUUUAUCCUGCUGUAAAUGUGCUCAACAACCAGUGAGUGCUGGAGAAAACAAAGCAAAUGUUCCCUUCGAUUCAGUUGCUUUAUGUUAAUAGCGCUGAUGAAAAAAUUAAGGGGAUUGUGAACUGUUAAUGAUUAUCAACCGAGAAACUUAUCACGCAGUUGAAGGAGACAAUAUUAAUGCUUUAGAUGUGGCUUUAGGCGCUCAUUCAAUCGAUUUACUGGCACCGUCUUACUGCUUUUGUCAUUAUCUAAAAUAACCACCAGUGCUGUAACAGUGGUUCUCAGAUAACCUCGGCCAGAGCAGCAUACGUCUCGUGCUGUCAGCCGGGGCUCUGCACUCCGGUCUUUAUAUACGUGUGGGAUAGUGUAUGCCAUGAAGUGUGCCGUACAAACGCAUAUCAGCUGCAAUAAAACAAAAUAAAAGUGACAGUAAAGGACUCUGUCAGAACAGGUCUCUUCUGCUGUAUAUAUAUCACAUGACAGAGUUAUAGUUUAUGGUGUGGUCUAAAGUAAAGAGCACUUUGUAGCCUAGCAAAUAUCUCUUGGUGGAUCUGUUGUUAGACACUUUGUGCAUUUUUAAUCACAUUAAAUCGUAUACGUUAUCUUUAAUGAUUAAACCUGUGUUGUAAUAUUUGGCUUAGAGCUAUGUUACAUUGAAACAAUAAACUUCAAUACAUCACGUUUUAACCUGACAUUUUCAAUUAUUGCACCCAUGCUUGAGACUCAAAAGUUAUUUUUAAAAUAUCUGGGCCUAAAAUCUAAAUUGUGGUUUUAAAUGUACAAAAAGUGUUCCCAAUCUCUUUUGCUCCCCACCCCCAGACUUCAAUGUAUUUUAUUUGGAUUUUACAUGUUAGACCAAGACAAAAUAGUGCAUAAUUGUGAAAGGAGAAACAGCAAACGUGAAGUCAAAUUGGAUGAAUAAUACCUGCAAACAGGAAUUGUAAGUUUUGCUACAAAUUCUCAGUCAAAUUUAGGUUUGCACUUUGAUUGGGCCGUUCUAACACAUGAAUAUGUUUAAAUCUUGGCUGUACUACAGUAGCUAUGUUUAAGAUAAACCUCUGUCCCAGCCUCAAAUGUUGUUCAACCUUAAACAGAUUUCCUUUCAGGACUGUCCUGUGUUUAGCUCCUUUUAUAUUCCCAUCAACCCUGACCGACUUCCCUGUCCCUUCCUUACCCAGCCACCAUUAUGUUUUCCUGUGGAAAUUUUAGUUUUCUGAGACUUAGUAUUUUGCAUAUCGUCAAAGAAAUACAGUUUUGACUCAUCUGACCAGCACACAUUCUGCCAUGUUUGCUGUGUUUUCUACAAGGCUUGUGUCACCAUGCAACUUUACAUGGCCUCAUUCUCAGCCAUGCUUUGGUAGCGCUGCAGUUGUGUCAUCCUCUUCUCAUUUUUGGAUGAUGGAGUAAAGCUCAGUCCAAAGUUUGAAAUAUUGUUUUAUAACGCAGCCUGACCAUAAACUUCUUCACAGCCUUAUCCCUGACCUGUCUGCUGUGUUCCUUCAUAAUCUUCAUGAUGCUGUUUGUUCACAAAUGUUCUCCAACUAAUGUCUGAGGGCUUCGCAAAACAGCCAGAUUUACACUAGCAGUUGUGCUUACUAAAGUAAGCAGGUCUCUCCUGAAGGCAAUUGGGUUUUAGAGGCUCUGUCAAAGUAAAAGCGACGAAUGCAAAUGCUUGGCACACUUUCAGAUCUCCAUUUAUAAGUCUUUUCAAAAAAAAUAAAAACAAUGUCUCCUUUUCCUGCCACAAUUCUGGUCUACUUUAUGUUGGUCUACAACAGGAAAUUGCAAAAAUAUCUAUUUUAUUAUCUAAGAGAAUGUUUUUAAUAGAUUUAUACAUUUUAUUUAACACUUUCAACAGCUGAUGCAUUUGUAUAGCUAACGUUGCAGUUCGUACAUUUGUACAAAAGCCGAUUAUUUCUAUAAAAUAGGAAAUUAAAAAGUGCAGUUAACAUGUUAUUUUAAGAAACUGACUGAAAAUUUAAAAAGAGGAAUUUGACCGUUCGAAUGCUGCGUAAACAUCAUCAUUUUAUAUCUUUUAAAUGCUGUUGGGAGUUUUACCAUCUUGACGCAUGACUCAGACAAACCACUAAAUGCUGUCACCUGAAUGAAGGGGGUGCAGCUGUUUUUGAUCAAAUUAAAGUUUGAUAGCAGGAUUUAGUCUUACGUAAACAAAGGAAGAAACAUAUGCAUGUGGGGUAAGGUUUGAAUCGUUACUGAUUAACUGAACGAGAACAUGAAGCUGGUGUAUUUAUCUACUAUCCUGUUAGCAUCUGAUUAAUAUUGCAGUGUCGCAGCCUAAUGCAGACCCAUGUGCGCAAAAGAUUUAAAUCAUCUUUUCACAAAAUGAAUAUUUCAAGAUGUGUCUGAGGUCAAGCUAAGUGUGCCGUUUGAGUUUGCAUUAUUCAGGGGGACAUCUGUGGUGACGAACCUUUCAGACACGAAUGCAGAGUUGGGAACACCAGUCGUCCCUUUCGGUGCUUUAGAUGUUUGGGGUUUGGAAUGGAGAUUAACUGGAAAUGAUGAUUAAAUAUUGGUACAAGGAAGUCUCGCGGGGACCAUAUUUUUGGUUCACGUGAGAUUGGCGCCACAGCAGAGAAAAACAACUGAGAUGGAACAAAAAGGGAAAUGUUUCAGCUUACCGCACAGGGCUUCAUUUUUAUGAUUUGUGGAGUGUGCGUAAUAAAAGGCACAACCUCAGGUUGUUUUCCAAAGGCAGUUCAGCCUGUAGGAGAGCUCUCAUAGGUCCUUGUCAGCACAAUUAACUGUACUCUUCCGCUGCCUUGGCCUGGACUGACCUUCUGCAGUCAGACUCCAGCCUCCUCUGUUCAGGCCUCUCACCUGUCUCUGUUCUUCUUUAAUGAUGAACGAAGCACUCAAGAUACCGGAGGUGCCGUCACGCUUCAAUGGCACUCGUCAAUGAGUGGAGCUUGAGUUUUGUCGUCUUGUGCUUUUUUUCUUCUUCUUCUUUUUUUUUUUUUUACCACUUUAACCCGGCCCGAAGCAUUUUACUGUGCUGUGAAAUGAAACUCAGCUGGAGACGGGCGCCUAACGAGUCCACCGGGCCAGACUCUCCUCGUCGGUGGAGCAGAUCCAGAAAGAUUAGCAUCUUGGCUCCCUUUUAAUUUAGUGAGAGAUUCUCAUAUAAGCAAUCUCACCAGAUCGCAGGAACAACAUGAACUAGUUGGCUGGGGAUGUCUGCAAGCUGUUGUUUUAAGCAUUUUAAUUCGCCUGCUUUUCUAAUGAAGAAAAAAAAAAAAGAAAGUAUUUUUCAUGUUCCAUCUUAUUAGCAAAGGGACAUUAAAUUUUAAAAACGGAAUGUUCCUAAUCAUUUUUGGUUCUAGCAAGCAAAACAUUCAGGAUUUAAAUUUUUGUUUGUUUAUUUAUGUAUCUUUGCUCAUUUAUGAGUCAGUUAAACAAGUUAAUAAAAUCUUUCUCCUGAACAGCGAUCCGCCUUAUGUCAGGUGCUUCCCCUUUUCUGAAGAUCAGACACAGACAGUUCACUUCAGUUUGUUGCUUUUAUUGUUUUAUUACUUUAAGUGUCAUAUCACAACAACCAGGCCAGGGGCAAUACAGUCCCUUUUGUAUAUUUUGAUUUUAAACAAAAUUUACAAAUCUGCAGAGAAAUUUUUU